AUCUAUAUAAAAGAAUGCCGCUUAAAGAAGCUUCUUUACUUGAGUCAUAGCCAACUAAAACAUGAAGUGGAUUUGGGCUCUAGCGUUUUUGGUUGUCGUUGCUGCCUCCAACCCAGAGGAGGAGGACAUUGAUCCAGAUGUUUUUGAGGGGGACAUGAUUCUUACUCCCGAGCAGAAAGCAGCAGCUUUGAGUGGGGGUGAUGUCGACGCAUCUGUUAGCAGGGGUUCUACCAAGGGCAGACAAUGGCCUGGCGGAGUCUUGGCUUAUGUGAUUGAUGGUGCUCUUGCUCGAGACUCCAGAGCAAUGGCGGCAAUCAACGGUGCAUUCCGUGAAUGGUCGUCCAAAACUUGUAUUACAUUCAAAAAGAGAAGCAACGAGCAGGCAUAUGCUUACUUCAAGAUUGGAUCAGGCUGUUCGUCAUACGUUGGUCGCACUGGAAGGCGCCAGGACAUCAACCUUGCUCGUGGCUGCUGGCACGUUGGUAUCGUGGCUCAUGAGAUCGGUCACGCUCUUGGUUUUUAUCACGAACAGUCCAGACCUGACCGUGAUAACUACGUCACUAUUAUGUGGGAUAACAUUGUUGAAAGAAACAAGUUUAAUUUCAACAAGUAUAAUCGUGGAACCAUCGACUCCCUUGGAACACCAUACGACUUUGGAUCGGUAAUGCAUUAUGGUGGUCGAGCCUUCAGCAAGAACGGAAAACCAACCAUUGUUGCUAAAAAGUCUGGGGUCACUCUCGGACAAAGAAGAGGACUCAGCGCUAUUGAUGCACGGCAAAUGAACCUUCUGUACAAGUCACAGUGUGGUGGUGGUGGAGGCGGCGGCGGAGGCGGCGGCGGAGGCGGAGGCGGAAGCUCUUGCGUCGAUAAGGACAACAGAUGCAGAGGCUGGACCAGCUAUUGUUCGUAUCAUCGCUAUGUCAGAGCAAACUGCAAGAAAACAUGCCGACUUUGCUAGAACAGACUUAUCAUGACCUAUAUAUCUUAAUACGACAUUUGGUCCUUGGAUUGAAUACUCUUAUAUCUAGCUAAUGCAUGUAGUAAUAUUAUAACUAAGAAACAUAAUCCAAGAAUAAAGCAUUAUCAAAUACCAA
Molecule: messenger RNA, 1094 nt
Organism: Actinia tenebrosa (Australian red waratah sea anemone)
Lineage: Eukaryota; Metazoa; Cnidaria; Anthozoa; Actiniaria; Actiniidae
Product: zinc metalloproteinase nas-15
Biological process (GO): proteolysis
Molecular function (GO): metalloendopeptidase activity; zinc ion binding
Source: RefSeq, a predicted model, not a curated record